UGAUGACGUAAGGCCCGUAUACUGCAAUCUACAUCAAGUAUUCUAAAUUGUGCCAUAUUACAUGACUACAAAUUUUGCAGGUUAUUAAUGCAUAUGCACACAUUAGCAAUGUUGCAACUGAUGCUACAUCAUUCAUUUCCACCGUAGAAAGCAGAAGAUUGCUAGGCGAAUUUGGGGGUAUUCCAAUGGGAUGCAAAAGCCCACAUGUUGCUAAUGUAGCAACGAAAUUUGUAGGACGCAAAAUGGUAUGCAUAUUUCCUGACUUGUUUAAUUGUAUAUCUUGAUUUUCCCUAAAUUGAGUCCGCUUUAAUUUUCUGCCAGGUACGUGUCCCAAUGAAUGUGCACAACAUGCACCGGUUAUUACUCGUGUUUAAUUUAGACAAAGAAGAGACCCAGGUCCUAAACUCCAUCCAAGCAUAUCGUGACAUUGCCAAGGAAACUGCACUGAUAAGCUUGCUCUCUUGCUUCCUCUUACCUCAUGUGACACUUUUUGAAAUGCACUGACGCAAUCCCUUGAAUCACUCCUCAUACACCAGGUGGAGUCCAUUCAGGCGUGUAUCAACGAAGCGGUCGAGGAUGGCUUGGUAACACUGCCUAAACCCAUCAAUAUUACCCAGUGGAAAACCACUUGCUAUACUAACAUACCACAACAUACGGAUGGGUACGUAUAGGCAGCUACAUGAUUCCUCACCUACAUUACAAUACUUAACUUCAACUUUACAUCACAGUUAUUCCUGUGGGGCGUACACACUCAAAUACAUGUUGACAUGGGACGGAGACAAAAUUACUGAGGAUUUCACACAGGCAGAAAUACAUAUUUUCAGCUGGAAAAUAUGUUCAAGCCUGCUGCGUUCGGAUUGCAACAAGCUUCGGAAAAAAUCAUACAAGAAUCCUAUAGAGAAGGACGAGUACGAAGCCAGCAUUCCAGAGGAACGAAAAGGUGCAGACGACGACGUCACGAUUGUCAGCAACCCUGAUGUUACAAACAAACCAGACACAUCCGGUGCCCCAAAGUGUAAACGUGGACGCCCGAGGAAGAAUGCCCCUCCUAGUAAUCCAGUGAAACAACAAUUUGACACAGAGACUAUCGCUAAACAAGUGGAGUCAAAAAGACGCAAGCGCAAACCAUCAAACGCCAUGUCCAGCCCAUUCGUACAGCCAUGA
Aegilops tauschii subsp. strangulata is the source of this 1164-nucleotide messenger RNA. NCBI's taxonomy places the organism in Eukaryota, Viridiplantae, Streptophyta, Magnoliopsida, Poales, Poaceae. The record is from RefSeq and is a predicted model, not a curated record.